This is a messenger RNA of Paramecium pentaurelia, 932 nucleotides long. NCBI's taxonomy places the organism in Eukaryota, Ciliophora, Oligohymenophorea, Peniculida, Parameciidae. The record is from the annotation of a GenBank genome assembly.
AUGAUUUAAGAGUUUGAAGUAAGUUUUCAAACAUAUAUUAGAAAUUUAAACUUUCUGCACUCAAUCCUUUUUUAGUUUGUUCUGUUUGCAAUGGAUAUUUUAGAUUUGCACAUACUCUAUCAGAAUGUGGUCAUACAUGUAUUAAAUUUAGAUAUUGAAAGUUUGUUUUGUUUGCAUUUCCAAUAAAAUGUAUUGUCCUAAAUGUCCUAAUAUAUAAAUAACAAAAAAUACAAUUAGAAAGGAUCCUUAUUUAUAAUCAAUAGUUGAUAUGUUAUUUCCAUAAUUCUAAUUAGCUGAUUAAAUCAUUAUAAAUCGUUUACAAAAAUUAUUUGGAAAUAGUAUUGAUUUCAAUGAUUUAUAAAAUCUUCUGGUUGAAAAUAAUAAAAAAAAAAGAAAAAAUCAAAAAUAUGAAUAAAAAUAAGGACUUGUUUAUUUAGUUUAAGAAACUUUUAAUGGAACCAUCUCUUAUGAUUAAUUUAAGGAUAAUAUUUAUGAUGAGUAAAAGUUUAAACAAUUAUUGGAUUAUGUAAGAAAAUAAAAAAUAGCAAGAGAAGAAUAAAAUAUAAAUCGUGUUCCAGGUUAAAAUAAUACAAAUGGUUCUAAAUUAUCAGUUACUAUUAUUGGUAAAACAGAAUAAGAUAAAAAGAUUGCAAAAUUAGAUUGUAAAGUUACUUAUCAUCCAAAUGAAUAAUAAGGAUUAAUUAAAAGAUUAAGAAAAUUGGUUUUGAAAUCAAUUUUAAAAUAAGAUCUUAGUGAUUAAAUUAUUAAUAAAAGCAAAGCCAAUCUUUAAAAUGUAAAAAAUAAAUCAUUAAACUAAUUAGAUUGUCUUAUAUUUUAAGAAUAUUGAUUUAAGAGAUGAUGAAGAUGAAGAGUCAUUAUUUAUAGGAAUAGCUGAUCCAACUAUAGUUUAUGAAAUUUUAUUUAAGGCAUGA